UAUGGCUACCGCUUCGGACGCACGAAACAACUUUAAGUCAAACGUGGAAAGUGUCAUUAUUAUUAUUAUUAUUACUAUUUUAUGUUAAUAGUGCACCAGAAGUGUUGGAGACAGCUUACAAAAGAAAAGGCCACCAGCCUUACACACCACCUUGUGGAGUUCCUUUAGUUUCUGCUUGGAGACUACAUGUCAGUUACAAUGGAAGAAGUAUACAAAGUUACUUCUACAGAGAAGCUGCUGCACAUGGAAAAGGAACUUGCUUCAUGGUUAGCUGAGCUGAAGACAGAGAUUGAAGAGAAUGGGGUGCUGGAAGGAACACCUUCUAGAGCCUACAGUUCUGUACGUAUUCCAAAAGAUAUCUCCUAUUUCAGGAAAGAAAGGGAAUUGAAAUUAAAAAGGGGCUUGCAGGUGGCCCAAGCCAAGUCAAUUGCCAUCAAGGCUCAGGUUAUGAAAAGAGAGCUAGACAGCUGUUUAAGCCGUGAAUACACGCCAGAGAGCCUCCCACUGUUACUACACCAGUUUUUCACAGAUCGGAGUUACCAGCUGUCUCAGUGCAAAUACCUCCACAUGCUGAGAUGGAAGAGAUUCUGUCAGCACUCCAGUGUUAUUGAACAACUCUAUCCAGUUUACAAGAAACACAUUGGAAACAUCAUGAAGGAAUAUGAUGAUUCUGUUCAGAGGGCUCGAAGACUUGCUAUGGCAAGAGAAAAUUUCUUUACUGGGAAAGGGACAUCAAGCAGUGCUGUAACUAUGGAAGAUGUGGUGAUUUACCUUCAGUGGCUAGUAUGCCACUUUCACUCUGUCAAGACCAUUCAUAGCUAUCUGCAGGUGCUACAGUACCUCCCUUUGUCUGAGGAGCUCAUAACAAGCAUUUCAAGUUCAGAUGGAUUUGAGGACACCAGUGACAACAUCAUCCUAAGCAAUAAUACAUCUAUCUUAAAAUCAUUGACCCUCCCCAGUACUCCUGUAUCUAGUCAAAGUGGAUUUACAGGUUUGCACAGUGGCAGUUCUUCUCUAGUGCUGCCAUUGCACCUGUUGGAGGUGGAACAGUUUAAACUUCAACUGCAGUCUUUGGUGUUUCACUUCGAGAUUGAAUACAAUAUGGAAGACCUUAUAAAUACUGCUAAUGAAAUGGAAUUGUUUACAUUGGUGGCCCGCAAGUUCAGAACAAUUUUUGAGAAGCAAGAAAUCAUGAAAACAUUCCCACUCUAUGGUGCUUCUGAAUCAAGAAAAAAACACUGGGGGAUGAAAAAACCAAGUAUGGCACUUAAAAAAGAGGCAAACUGGAUCAAUUUUAUCAAGAUAACAGCCAAGCAGGAUCCCUGGCAGCAAAAAAAUAUUACAAAAUUAAAGCAACUGAAAUCUGUAGAUGAACUUUUGCAAUUGCAAGCUGGGUUUUUCAAGGUGUCUAAUCCACAGAAAGUGAUGGAGGCUUUGAGACAACAUGCAGCUACUUUAUUUGAUCCAGUGCCUGUGCAGUCUCUGUCAGUGACAUCGCACCCUUCAGGACAACAAACCAAUCAGAUAUGGAAAAAAAUAUACAACUCACCAGAUCUGCAUCAGGAACUCCAAAAGGAAGAAGAUGGAUCAUCUGUAGAUGUUAAUGAACAAAGUGCAAGAAAUGUCAAAGUGAACAAGCAGUCAGGUUCACAGAAUAAAAAGAAUGAGAAUGGCUAUAGUUACAUGGAAACACUGCAAUUGCUGGGUUUAGAUGAAGGAAAAGAAGAGAUCAAUAAUGAUCCUGUUUCAAUGAGAGGAGCAUAUUUGUCUUUGCUUUACCUGCGACACUUGCGAAUUAGGGAAUUACAGCGCUCAUGUCUCAGCAUUCUAAAUUAUUUCCGAUCUGUUGAGAGAACCCUUACAAUAAAUAGUGUAGGUCUCAGACCUGAUGGAAUUGGCCUGACCAGAAACAAAGAAGAUUCCAGAUGGAUAAAUGCAGCAAAAGGUGGCAGUGGUGUUCCAGGGGGUUUAAGUUCUGAACAAUAUCUUCAUUAUUCACCUGUUGAUUACAAGGUCCACUGUGCUGAGUUUAUGGAGUUUUCUGAUAUUGAAAACCAUGACGACUUCUAUACCUCCGAAAGUGGUGAUAUCCAUAUACAGGAUCAGAAUGGAAUGUACAUCAUAUAUGAUGUUGCUUUAAAAGAUAUGAAGGAUCUGGAAGAGAUACUUAUCAUUGUUGCAUCUCAGUUCAUUCGAAGAGACAAAGGAGUUAAAGGAUCUGCUCGCCCUGAUCUAGAAGCUUUGGCUCAGGUUGAUAUAGAUCGAUUUGCCGUUAUUCUGGAUCUGUGGUCCUGUGAACUUGCCUUUUUGAAAAAUAAACAGCAGCUUGUUGAUUGCUAUUUUGAAGCCUAUCAGCAUGUGUUCGAUCCAGAAGAACAAUUUGCUUUGGCACAGAUUAUAACUGACAUCAUACACAAGAGACCCAGAUUUGAUUUCAACUCUGGUUACUUUGUUGCAACGUAUGAGGCUGAAUGUGAAUGCCUGCAAUAUCAAGAGCAGCUGAUUCAGGAAAUCCUCUCGAAGCAGAUUGAUGAACAGCGACAGUACCUCCAAAAAAUAUGGAGAGAUGGUCAAAAAUGCAGUGUUUAUGAAUUUGGCUUACCACCUAAUUUUGUCCCAAAACAACCAAUUUCUGUAAAUAAUAGUUGCCCAGCUUUGAAGAGUGUAUUUCUUCUGGAAUUUCAUCCCAGCCUUGGCCUGGCUUCCCUUAUUUUCAGGGCACUCGGUGAGGCAUACUAUGAACUCUGCCAGUUUCACAGACCUGUCUCAGUCAGUGCAAAUGUUGCCUUAGAGAAGCGACUUUUGCAGGUAGCUCUUGAGAAGCUACACAAUCUGGAGUCACCUGGAUAUUCUUACAGUAUACAGAUUCAAAAAGAUUUGUUCUCGGAUACUCUUUUUGAAGACCCAUUUUUUGUUAGAGAUAUUGCAUUUUGUGUCCUCGAUUCAGCCGAAGAGGAUGGGAACAAGCAAGGUAAAGAAAAGCAGGCUUUCACCAUGGACAUCCUCUGCCGACUGUUGGAACUUGUAACAAUCCGACACCGUUUAAUAGAGGCCUCGUCUGAAACUGCACAUUUGGCUCAACUGUACAAAAUUUUUGCUGCUGAGAUGGGGUUUGAUGAAUUUCAUCUGUACCUGCGCCCUGUGCAGUUUGAGUUUGCAUCUCACAAAGAUAAAGCAGAUCAGCCCCCUCCAGUUUUCAUCACUGCUUUGCUGGAAGAUGACAGCAGUGUGGACAGAUACACACCAUCUAGUUUUCUACUAGGAAUCCAUGAAAUCGAUGAAAACCAAAUUGGAAAAUUUAGUUUUCGAACACAGGAAUCCAUUGUUCAGCUUUUGUCUCCAUCAGGAUUGGAAAAUAUGCAAGUUGUCCUAGCCUGCCAGGUCACACAGAAAAAUAUCUUAUUUAGUGCAGUGCAUCUGGCUGCUGUUUGUUUCCAGAGCUGCCCUACUCAGGUAGAAAACUUGAAGCUGCAAGAUAAACAGUCAGGGUCACAGAGCAGAAGCAGAGAUAGCUCAGCAAGUGGACGACACUCUAGAGCUGCAAAAGAUUCUGAAUCUCAGGCAUCAUCCUCCGUUGUAAAGUGUCCAGCCAGGCCCACAGCUACUAGCAGAAGAAGGCCACCUGAAGCAUUUGUUUCAGUUCAGUUAGAGAAAAUCGGUCCACGUGAUGUAAUGUUGAACACAUUUAUUACCAAGAAACAAAUGAUGGGAACCAUUAUGAAAAAUCCUGAAGAAGUAGAAAAAGUCAAAAGGGAACUGAUAAUUGAAUUCUGUCAAAAGUUCAACUGGCGAAUGUCCCAGUACUCCCUGAGGAGCCAAAUUAUUGAAUAUUAUCACAACCUGUGGGCUCUGCUUGAUGACAUCCCCUCAAUCCGGGACACCCACUUCAUGCAGGGGCUUCCAAAUGAGAAGAAAGGUGAUAGAGAUUCUGAGCAAGGACUUCAUUCAGACCCAAGGCUGUUUCAGCAACGACCGCGCUGCCUGCUGUCUGCAGAUGGGAAGACGUUCCUCAACCUAUGGUUUAUCCCACAUUUUACUGAUGUCGUAAUCAUGUUCAAAUCAUUGGAGGAGACAGCCUGUCACAGAGCACUGCAGCAAACACUACAGAUUGUAGCAGCAUUCCAUGACAUUGUGUCUUAUGUGGUUGGCUUUGCUCAUCUUGGAAGUUACUCUGCUGUUUAUACUUCCAGAAAACAUGAGAGACUGACUGCUGACUGGGGAGGAACUGAAGGAAUUGGAGCUGAGCUUCAGGAGAUCCAAAAACAAAUAGAUGCUCUGCGUGAUCCAACUAAUCCUCAAGAAGUCGGCAAGUUGCUACAGCUUCGCAGAGAGGUGCUGUUCUUACAGUUUGAUGCUGCUGUCCAACACUUAAUCAGAGAAGCCUUUUUAUCCUCUGGUAAUAUUGAAUCCUUCAAGGCAGUAACAGACAACAUGUCCCAUGCUUUGCCAGAUCUCAGUAACUCACUCAUCAGCAGUAUAUACAGCUCUCGGAUUAAUGUACCUGAGCCUCUGUUUCCAUCUGGUUCUAGGGCUCAGCAGAUGUAUCCAUGGAGAACUUUCUUGGCAAGUCAUGGAGAAUUUCCAUACAGUAUGUGUAAUAUUCUCCCAAUAGAGUAUAACAUGCAGGUGUGCCUCUGUGGGCUUAGUGAACGUAAUCUCAAAAUUGCUAAUGGAGAAAUUCUUGGUGUCUCACUCUUAAUGGAAGAUGUCAUUCAGACCAGCCAGGAUGCCAACUUUUUUGGUUUUCAGAAUUGGGAGGAAGAACAUUUUCAAAACAUUGAAAUUAAGCCUGAUCAUGCUGGAGAUAUAAUUCCUGUCAAUAGUUUGAUCCACACAGAAGAAAAUAUUUUUUCUGAGGGCCUCCUGGAAAAUCCAGUAGAAUUGUACAUGCUUCUUAAAUCAUUUUUGGUUCUGUGGAAGCAGCUUGAAGUUUUUAAGAAAGAGUGGGCACGAGAGAAACUGGGCAUGGAAGAGAUCAAUACUCUAUCACUUCAUCAGCAAUUCUCCAAGAUUUACAGAGUGGAAAUUUUCUAUCCUGCUAUGAAGAUGAUAGCUGGACAGAUGGGUAAUGAGGAGGCAUUUGAUCAACUGUUCAUAGAUACCCAAUCCAUUCUUCCACUGAAAGGUGCUUCAGAAAUGGAGAUUAAAACACAGCAGCUUCACAAACUUUUGGAAAGUUUAGAAUGCCAUAUGAUUUCUGAAGUACAGAAGAGGGUUGCCAAGGAUCUGACACUUGUUAUAUCAGAGAGAGCACGACAGGACACCGGUCUACCCAUAGAACUGUGGAAGCACCCUAUCAUGGAGGAGCACUUUUCUGCUGUUAGGCCUCAGAUUAUUGAAAAGUUUGUGCAGAAUUUAACAGACGGUCAGCUAGAAAGUGGUGAUGAAGUUACUUUUACAAAAGAACACUUAAAGGCUUGUCUUACAUCAUUGGCUUGUGACAUUAUGGCACGAGAACGAAGUAAUUUUGAAGCAUAUUCCAUGUUUUAUGAGAAUAUUCUUCAGCAGGAACAUCACCUUCUUUUUCAAAAAGAGCAGGACCUAAAGGUCAUAGGAAAAUAUCAGUUGCUAAAAGAAGGACCAGAAAAUGAGACAGCUGACUUCAGUUAUCAGAUGAUUGUGGAAAUUACUGCACUAAGAGCUAAACUUUCAGGCCUUGAAGAGGAAAACCAGACCUUAAGAGAUAAGAUCAAGAAGGAAAUUCAUCAGGAAUAUGAAGAAUUGGUUCAGAAUCUGUUUUUAGCAUGUUUUAAUUUAAAAGCAAAAUUAGAUGAAUAUCAUGUAAAAAUGAAUAGUGAUGUGUGUCAGCUAAUCAGUGAAGUUAGAAGAGAAAGCAUCGAAAACAUGAUUACACUGAAGAGAAAAUUUGGCUCCACCAGAGAUAAUUUUGCUUUGAGUGGAAAUUUGGAAAAGCAAGAGGAGCUGCAGGCUCUGCGAAAGGAAAACUUCAGGCUGGAAUCUCUUCUGUGUAAGAUGAAAUCUUUGCACUGCUGGAGGCAAACGGUGAAACUGGGUCAGCUUUCCCAAAAACUUUAUCUGCUACAGGAGGAGGCAGUAAAAGAAAAAAAGAAUAACUUGGCAGCCAAGGUUGUUGCAGAGCAAGAAGUUAUUCUGCUGCGUGAACAGCUGGAGGCUGUGAGAAAAGCUUUAUCUGUGUGCCAGACUGAAUAUAAAACUGUCAAAAAGAAGUUGGAAAAACAGAAACAGCUACUGAAGGAGGCCGAACACCGGGCCGCAGAAGACACCCGGAGCCGACAGCACCUGGAUGGUGUAAAGUCAGCCAAUAUGGGUCGACUGCAAGAGGAAAUCGGGGAGAAGGAGCUGAAGCUCCGGAUAAUAAUGGAGGAAUUGGAGAAAACUUCCAAAAUAAGCCAGCUGCAACAGAGGAAGAUUGACAAAGAAAUCCGUGAGGUUAAAAGCCAGCUUUCCCACGAGCGGAGUCUGAAACUCGAUGCUUUCCAGCGAGUCGAUGAACUUCAGAGUCAAGUGUAUGAUUUUGAGUCUACUCUGUCCCACAGAGGCUCUUCUGCAGGUGUAACCAGGAAAUCGGCCUCAGCGCUGUCCCGAAGUGCAAGCAGCAUCCGAAGUACUCAGCCAGCUUUUGGAGGGUGGAGUGUCCAACCAGCACUGAACCCAUCGAGACAUUCUGAGCAGCCUUCACAAAUGUCCGAGCACAAGACCCCAGACUCAGUAAGGUCAAGGCUCCAGCGACCCAAAACUGUACCAAGCAGGCUGAUCAACAAGGUGACUGAAGCCCUUUUACCAGACCUUACUGAAGGUCAUCCAGAGGUUUUCAUCACACACCUUCAAGAUCUCCGGCAAAAGUAGACGACUGAGCAAAGACACAACCCCAGAAACCAGAAGAGUUCAUUGAGGGUCAACUGACUCUCAUAAAGCAUCUGCUAGUUCUGUGAAGAAGAAGAGGGGUUGAGGAGGCCAAAAAAAACAAAAACUGAGAUACCUGCCAACCCUUAUCAGCUGCUGGCCACGGCUUUCACAUCAGAGACCUUUCAGUGUUGCACUUCCUUACUGAAGUGACAACACUCUGUGAGCAGUCAGGCGACUGUCCAAAGAAAGAACAGUGAAGAGUGCGCAAGGUGGCAGAAGGCCUCACCCAAAUAAAACAAGAACCAGUGACUUGGCAGUGCUGUCUCGCCUCGGCUCGCUCUCUACUA
Erpetoichthys calabaricus (reedfish) is the source of this 7175-nucleotide messenger RNA. RefSeq lists its product as uncharacterized. The transcript has 48 exons. The record is from RefSeq and is a predicted model, not a curated record. The coding region runs from base 187 to 6828 and encodes 2213 amino acids. Lineage: Eukaryota; Metazoa; Chordata; Cladistia; Polypteriformes; Polypteridae.